Messenger RNA from Amoebophrya sp. A120, 161 nucleotides. The record is from the annotation of a GenBank genome assembly. NCBI's taxonomy places the organism in Eukaryota, Dinophyceae, Syndiniales, Amoebophryaceae.
GGAGGAACUGUUAAAUGGGAACAAAAGCGAGGUCGUGGGGACGGCCACGGCUAGUAGUAGUGCGGUUUCGAAAAUAUUACCAGAUCCUUUGGAAAUGCAGAACAAGACCACGUGCUGCACGACCAGAAACAUCAGUGGUGAACAAGCUGCCACAUCAACAA